UAACUCCACAAACCCCUCUUCCAAGGAUCGAGGCCAGGGUGCUCCUAAACUGCAAGCUCUGAGUUGUGCAGGGCUGCAAGUGUGAAGGCACUGUUAAACUUGGCAGAGAGACUGGGAGAGGCCAAACCAAGAGGACUGAUAAAAGCAGAUAUUGAGCAACUUCCAUCCUACAGGUUCAACCCAAACAACCACCAGUCAGAACAGACUUUGUGUGUUGUGUGCAUGUGUGACUUUGAGUCAAGGCAACUACUUAGAGUUUUACCAUGUAACCACGAGUUCCAUGCCAAGUGUGUUGACAAAUGGCUUAAGGCAAAUCGUACCUGCCCUAUUUGCAGAGCCGAUGCUUCAGAAGUGCAUCGUGAUUCAGAAUGACCAGUCUAAGAGCACAAUUCUACUUUGGGUGUUCCUAGUCACGUGCGUUCAGUUUAAGAUGGUACGUGCCAAGUCUUGGAUCCUGAAGAAGCACUUUGAGGGGUUUCCCAAGCAGAGCAAUUUUGAACUCAAAGAGACAGAACUGCCAGCACUGAAGGAUGGAGAGGUGCUGCUCGAAGCCGUGUUCCUCAGUGUUGACCCUUAUAUGAGACCAUACAGUAGAAUCCACAUGCAGGAAGGGGGUACCAUGAUUGGCACACAGGUUGCAAAGGUUCUGGAAAGCAAGGAACCAAAGUAUCCAGUAGGGUCAUUUGUGUUAUCUAAUUCCGGCUGGACAACUCAUGCCAUUUCCGAUGGCAAAAAUCUUUCCCUAAUGUCUCCUGACUGGCCAGGAAACCUCUCCCGAUCUCUGGCUCUCGGAGCAAUUGGCAUGCCUGGACUUACAGCCUACUUUGGCCUGUCUGAGAUCUGCAGGCCGAAACCAGGCGAGACCAUCCUGAUUAAUGCAGCAGCUGGUGCAGUGGGGAGUGUGGCAGGGCAGAUCGCAAAACUCUUGGGGUGCAAGGUGGUUGGCUGUGCGGGUUCCAAUGAGAAAGUUGCCUACCUGAAAGCACUUGGCUUUGAUGAAGCCUUUAACUAUAAGACGGUGGAGUCUCUGGAAGAAGCACUGAAAAAAGCAUCCCCUGAUGGCUAUGACUGCUACUUCGAUAAUGUGGGAGGAGAGUUUAGCAGCGUUGUUUUGGAACAAAUGAAGAAGUACGGGAGAAUUGCAGUGUGUGGCGCAAUCUCAUUGUAUAAUGACACUGUGACUCAGAAAGGGCCUUAUUCCCAGGUGCCGAUGAUCCUUAAAGAACUGUGCAUGGAAGGCUUCACUGUGACCCGCUGGGAGAACAGGAAGGAAGAAGGGCUGGGAGCGCUGCUGAAAUGGGUUCAAGAGGGGAAAAUAAAGUGUCAUGAACACGUCACUAAAGGCUUUGAAAACAUGCCAGCAGCAUUCAUGGGUAUGCUUAAAGGCGAAAAUACGGGGAAGGCGAUAGUACAAAUGUAACAGGCAACUUCCUGUUCUUACAGGAAGCCAAGCACAAUAAAUGCUUUGUCACACCUUGAA
Molecule: messenger RNA, 1480 nt
Organism: Varanus komodoensis (Komodo dragon)
Lineage: Eukaryota; Metazoa; Chordata; Lepidosauria; Squamata; Varanidae
Gene: PTGR1
Product: prostaglandin reductase 1
Exons: 13
Coding region: 281-1420 (379 amino acids)
Biological process (GO): prostaglandin metabolic process
Cellular component (GO): cytoplasm
Molecular function (GO): 2-alkenal reductase [NAD(P)H] activity; 15-oxoprostaglandin 13-reductase [NAD(P)+] activity
Source: RefSeq, a predicted model, not a curated record